This is a messenger RNA of Exserohilum turcica Et28A, 593 nucleotides long. RefSeq lists its product as uncharacterized. Lineage: Eukaryota; Fungi; Ascomycota; Dothideomycetes; Pleosporales; Pleosporaceae. The transcript is spliced from 2 exons. The record is from RefSeq and is a predicted model, not a curated record. Gene Ontology annotation, molecular function: 2 iron, 2 sulfur cluster binding. Bases 1 to 525 code for a protein of 174 amino acids.
AUGUCGUUCCUUGUCAGCCCGUUUUCGCGCCCGUCGAGAGCGCACAAUGCGUGGUUCUGCGCCGGUCCCGCGUCAUCGUAUCCAAACCUCGACGAUACGGUGCGCGUGGGGGAGCGGCGGUCAUGCGGCGCAAAUUUCGUGCCUGGUUGUCGCGUAUUCCACGUGCCUCAGGAUGACAGCUCCAACGCAACAGAGGUGGCCAUUGAUGAUUGGAAGGAUCCGGAGCUUGGGGGAAACUCAAAAGACCAAGUCAUGGUGUUUCAGUACAGGGGCAAGUUUGUUGCUGUAAACCACGAAUGCCCGCAUUCGUCGUAUCCUCUUUCCAACGGCGUGCCUUUUGACAUAGAGGACUUUGGCGUGGUGCUGAGUUCUGGAAUUCAAUGCCCCAAGCAUGACUGGUCGUUUGAUCUCCACACGGGACGCUCCGACAGAGGCAGUUACAAGCUUCAGGUCUGGGAAGUCCAACAACAAGCCGGUGCCGAAGGCAACGAAAUAUGGGUAAGAAGAAAGCAGAGAAUCGGGUGAAGCAUUUCACUUGUCGUGGCGGGUAGCUGUGUACUACCAAGGAAGAAAAUUUCAAUCAUCUACAUGAA